Messenger RNA from Effrenium voratum, 759 nucleotides. Lineage: Eukaryota; Dinophyceae; Suessiales; Symbiodiniaceae. The record is from the annotation of a GenBank genome assembly.
AUGGGAGAAGAUAGAGCUGACACAGAGGCGGAGAUAGAGCUGGGAAACACAGAGGCGGAGACAGAGCUGGGAAGAGAGGGAUGGCAGCGCCCGACAACAUGGCCUCCCCGCAAGCCCGUGCCCACACGUCGCGAUGCGCCCCACGUGGUGCUUUCCACGAAGUUCGGCAAGCCUUGGUACACCGUCUCCGUCGGAUUCAAAGAGAUCCUAGAGGAGCAAGGCUGCACCGUGUACAAUCCCAACACCGCCAAUGCCGAGAUCUACAAGGCCGAGGCCAACGACCGGUGGCUGCGCACCUUCAACGAGAACCUGGAGAAGGUCAAGGAGUCUCGAGGCUUCGUUUUGCAGAUCCAGCAGGGGGUCGUCCGGCACAAGAGUGCCAUGCAGGUCGCCGAAGAGAAGCAAAGCGGCUGGCUCAACGUGCCGCGCAUCGGCGUCUUCGCCUUCCCCAGUACGCAGCACCGCGGGGGCGGCACGUUGGGCGAGCAACACAUGGCGCAGGCCGUGGAGGCCGCGAGGCGCCAGUGGGCCCAAACAGACGUGGAGAUGGUCUCCGAGGUCUACGAGCCCUUGGACGGCGAAGCGGCCCUGCCCCUGAAGGGCAAUAGCAUCCACGGCCGGGCCCGAUGCAUUUUUCCCAGCGGCAACGUCUACGAGGGGGAGUUCCAGGACGACAAGAGGCACGGGCGGGGCAAGGAGACCUACGCGGACGGCCGCGUCUACGAGGGGGAGUACCAGGUAUGGUUUUACCAUUCUUAA